AUGGAAAGUCGAAGCUCCUUCCGUCAAUUGCACCAGCAGCUAGGAGACUUGACAUUGUCCGGUCAUACAAUGGCUGGUGUGAUACGAACGAGGAGUGGACACGGAAUCCGAAACAAUGCUGUCAAUUGGAAUCUAUCCAAUCCACGUUUGCAUCCUUCGCUACCCUCGCUUCCCCAAUGUACAGCAAGCUCAAAUCAAUUAAUGUAUGAAGAAGUGCGGAAAGGAGAAGGAUUGAGUAGUGCACCACAAGCAGGUGAAUGGAAUAUGCUUUCAUCGUCUAAAAUGCCUAUGAAUCAAACCACAACAAAUGGUUCAGAUGUGAUUGAAAAUCAGAGACACCAAGAAAAUGAAGGAUUAGAAAUAUCACGUCGUUCAAGUGAGAAUGUUGGCUUCGAAAAUGUACUGAACGGGCUCACUUCAAAUCAAGAAGAUAUUGUGUCGAAGCCAACAAGUUCACGAUUAAACUCGAGCUCGUCAACCGUUACCACGACAACUAACAGAUUUAACGAAGAUGAGGACAUCAUGAGUAGCGGAAGUUGUGGCGAAACGAACCAACAAGAGGAGACAUGUCGUCCUCAUCAUACACCCAUUCGUGGUCAAUUCUUUCGAUCAUGGAAGAAAGAUACAAACGACGAUGAUAGCUACAGUAGCGAAGACUGGUCACUGCCAUCUACAAAUAAAUGGAAAGACCGUGCAAUUGUGGACCCGUUUGCCAAGCGGCGAGCAAGAGACAGGAAGAUGAAGCCUAUUCAAAAGAUACCAGACGUUCUUCCUCCCCCCUCUCGAGCUAUCGAUCAACGCAUCGUCCGUUCACCUGUAAAAAGCUCGAAAAAGUUGCUGGAAAGCGCUUCAACUCGAUCAGCUUCUCCUUUGAAUUCUGCUGAACUUGCUCCACUAAAAUCAUUACGAUUGACGUCUGCAGACCGAAAUCGAGCGACCAAACACCUUCGCCCAGUACCACCGUUGUCAAAUGUGAGCUCUGCUCGUCCACUUCGUUUGUGCUCGGCGCAAGGGAAUUCUCGAGAAUCGUUAUGUGAAACUAACGACGACACCGCUGAGCUUACUACUACAUCACGCCAAUCUCGUGGACUUACGAAAACUAGCCAACAUCGAACGCAGUCGACAGUAAGUGCGUUGAAUGAGAUCAAACGCAAACGCGAAGCUCGUCGGGCCCGAUAUGCAGUAGAGAGGCAGCGCGUAGAGAAGGAAGUGCGUGAGUAUGGUGAUGACGCAGGAUACAAAUUUCGCCGACUGAUCCAGCAGUAUCGCGACGCGCUUUCUCCUACUCAACUUGAACAGCUUUCGCACAAAGAAUUGCCUCUUCUAGAGCAUCAUGGCUCCAUGCAGCCACCACCAACUCCAACACUGAUGUUAGAUUGCGCAGAGACCGCUCGCCUCUCUGUAUUUAUUCGAAAGCGUCCGCUUGCAAAAAAAGAGUUGAAAUCAAAGGGAUAUGACAUCGUCUCGUGCUUAUUUGCUUCGGAAGAUCUUGAAAGUAAGAGAAAUACUAAUGCAUUGCUUUUGCGACGUGACCUUGUGUGUCACGAACCAAAACUUCGUGUUGACUGCUCUGCUACGCUUGAAAAUCAUCACUUUCACUUUGACGGGGUUUUUGACGAGUUGCAAGAGAACGUGAGGGUUUAUGACGCUACGGUUGGGCCGAUGAUACCGUAUCUUGUAUCGAAAGCGACUGCCUCUGGGCCUAUAACCAGUCUAACGGUGUUCGCCUACGGUCAAACUGGAUCGGGAAAGACGUACACAAUGAAAUCCAUUUACCGACAAGCUGCUUCGGCUUUAUUUCAACAAAUUGAUGCGUUGAAUGAGAUGUCGAGUUAUCGUCAGGCUCACGUAUGUGUAGGAAUUAGUUUUUAUGAAAUUUACAUGAAUAAUGUCAAUGACUUGUUGAAUGGGCGAUCACGCGUGCAAUUGAUGGAGAAUGGAGAUGGUGCAGUGCAAUUACCAGGACUGAAAGAAAUACGAGCAAACAAUGCAGAUGAAUUGCUUACCCUCGUGCAGCUAGGUGAACAGGCACGCGCCACAAGUGCGAAUGCUGUGCACGAUGAUUCCUCUCGAUCUCAUGCAUUGCUUCAGGUGACGUUAUAUGCCGAAGACAACAAUGUAGUUGUAGCAAGACUCUAUAUGGUUGAUCUUGCUGGCAGUGAGCGUGCAAGUGAUACUCAGAGUGACAAGAAGAAUACUCGAAUGGAAGGAGCUGAGAUCAAUAAAAGCUUGUUGGCUUUGAAGGAAUGUAUUCGUGCUCUGGAUCGAGGAGCACUGCACAUUCCAUUUCGACAGAGCAAACUCACACAACUUCUUCGUGAUAGCUUUCUUUCCCAGGACUCGAAAACGAUAAUGAUUGCCACUGUCUCACCUUGUUCUGAAAGUUGCAAUCAUACACUCAAUACGUUGCGGUAUGCCGAUAGAUUGAAAGAAAUCGGUGCGGUGAAUUGA
Molecule: messenger RNA, 2451 nt
Organism: Plasmopara halstedii
Lineage: Eukaryota; Oomycota; Peronosporomycetes; Peronosporales; Peronosporaceae
Product: sporangia-induced kinesin-like protein
Exons: 1
Coding region: 1-2451 (816 amino acids)
Biological process (GO): microtubule-based movement
Molecular function (GO): ATP binding; microtubule motor activity; microtubule binding
Source: RefSeq, a predicted model, not a curated record